Molecule: messenger RNA, 1089 nt
Organism: Lotus japonicus
Lineage: Eukaryota; Viridiplantae; Streptophyta; Magnoliopsida; Fabales; Fabaceae
Exons: 1
Coding region: 1-1089 (362 amino acids)
Molecular function (GO): nucleic acid binding; zinc ion binding
Source: RefSeq, a predicted model, not a curated record
AUGGUGACCACCAAAAAUGGAGACCAGAAAGACCACUACAGCGCAAAACCCCCUGUCUUUGAUGGUAAGAAGUUUGACUACUGGAAAGAUAGAAUUGAAAGCUUCUUUCUUGGAUUUGAUGCUGAUUUUUGGGUCUUAGUUGUUGAUGGCUACACACGUCCAGUUGAUGAAGAUGGUGUGAAGAUUCCAAGAGAAAAGAUGAAUGGAGAUCAGAAGAAGAAAUACAAGGAUCACCACAGAGCAAGAACAAUUCUACUCAAUGCCAUCUCAUAUGAGGAAUAUAAGAAGAUUAAUGAUCGAGAAUCUGCAAAGUCCAUCUUUGAUUCUCUGAGGAUGACUCAUGAAGGUAACGAGGAAGUAAAGGAGACAAAGGCUCUAGCUUUUGUCAAGAAGUAUGAAGCCUUCAAGAUGGAACCAGGUGAAUCUGUGGCUGCCAUGUUCUCUAGAUUCCAGAUGCUCAUUGUUGGGAUUAGAGUACUUGACAAAAGCUACACUACUGCUGAUCAUGCAAAGAAGAUCAUCAGAAGUCUUCUUGAGAAAUGGAUGCCUUUGGUGAAUGCUUUGAAGUUGUCCAAGAAUUUGAACAAGAUAAGUCUGGAGGACCUGGUAAGUAUCUUGAGAAGCCAUGAGAUAGAUCGUGCUGAGCAUUUACCUCAAAUGAAGCAAAAGUCCAUAGCUCUAAAGUCAAGACCUGAGAAGGCCAAAGCUCUUCAAGCUGAAGAAGAAUCAGAAGAAUCCACUGAAUAUUCUGAUGAAGAUGAGCUCUCAUUGGUAUCCAGAAGGCUCUACCGUAUAUGGAAGCAUAGGCAAAACAAGUACAAAGGAUCAACAAAAGCUAAAGGAAGACAAGAGUCUUCAACUGGUCAACGGAAAUCUUCUGGCAAAGAAAUAACUUGUUUUGAGUGCAAGGAGUCGGGGCAUUACAAGAAUGAGUGUCCUAAGCUGAAAAGAGAAAAUAAGCCUAAAAAGAAUUUCAAGGCUAAGAAAGGGCUCAUGGUGAGUUUUGAUGCCUCAAGAUCAGAAGAAGAAGAUUCUGAUGAUGAAGUUGUCGAAGCACUCAUGGCAGUAACAAAGGACAAGGAAAUAUAG